ACGCUCUCGUCACGCACGGCGCGCUGCCAUGGCGCCCAAGCGCGAGUCAAUUCUUACGGGAGUGGAGUGCAGGCACCUGGGACCGGUCGGCCUCGGGCUCGUCGCGGCCGUGCCCCUGCUAAAAUGCGGCACGGUGGUUCUCCAGGAGCGGCCCUACGCCACCGCGCUUCCUCCCCGCCCCGACUGCCCCGACACCUGCCGCAACUGUCUCAUGCGCAUCGCGCGCAAUACCAAGGGACUCAACACCUGCAAGUGGUGUCGCGGCGCGCACUACUGCUCCUACAAGUGCAGGUCCACGGACCGCCGGGCACACGUGGAGAGCGGCGAGUGUUGGUUGUUCGCACACGCGGAAGCGCUCAGUCUGGCUGCGCCAGAGGAGCUGCAACGGGAGGCGGUGCUAGCGCUGCGACACCUGGCCGCGCCCGCACCGCCGCCCCCACCCGCAUUGGCUGCCCACGUCCCCACCUCACCGCCGCCACCUCCAGCCCUGCUGCCCGGUGUCACCACCAGCUCGCCCGCCCUGGAUGCCGCUGCUGCUACAGCCGCCGCGGCUGCUGCCAUGUCUGCUACAGCCGUGGCGCCACAGCAGGCGCCACUAAGCGGCCACGAGGCCCUUCUAGCGGCGGGAUCUGAUUUGGACACGGAGCUGGGGCAGUGGCAGGCGGCGGCGCUGCGAGGAGCGGCGGCGGCUGUGGCGCAAGCUGGCGCGGGCGGUGCGGCAUUAGGUGCAGCAGAGGCAGGCGGUGCCGCGUGGCCGGGGGUGAAGGUGCUGGAAAGGAAGGUGGCUGCUGCGGGGGCGGCGGCGGGUGUGGGCGGUGGUCUGGCACUGCUGGCGGCAUUGCUGGUUCACGCCGGCAAAGCGGGCCACGCGGCGCGUAUCGCCCGACUGCGGUUUCGGGAGCUCCGCCUGCAGCGCCGCAGCGAGCGCCAGCAGCUGCAGGAGCGACGGAAGGCGGAGGCGGCGGCCGCGGCCACCCCCGCCGCGGCUGCACAAGGAGCACCGGCGAAGCCGGAGACGAAGCGGCGCAAGCGCAGCGGCAGCGGCUCUUCGUCUUCGUCGUCUUCCUCGGACCCUUCCUCUUCAUCUUCCGAGCCAGACACGUCCUCAGACGAUGACGACGCGGCGGCAGUUGACGCGGACGUUGUGGCGAUGUGGCUCCGCCGCCCCCACCUCCAGUCUCAGCAGCAGGGGCCGCCGGCGUCGCAGCUGCAACCGCAGCAGGCGGAAGUGCAGCGAGGCCAGGAGGAGGCUGUGGCCAGGCAGGCGUCUGCCCUGCAGGCCCUGCAGGCUGCGCUUCACGACAUGCGCUUAAACAGCUCAGAGCAGAGCGAAAACACGGACCAGGAGGUGGCGGGCGGGGCCGGAACCGGGGCUUCGGCGGCUGUAACGGCUGCGGCGGCUGCCGCGGCGGAGCUGCCGGCUCUCGUGGCGGUGGCGGCGCGGGCGGUGGUGACGGUGCUGGUGAAUGCGUUUGAGGUCGCAGCGCAUCCGCCGUACGCUGCGGGCAUGCUGGCGGCGGGUCGGGGCGCAGGUGCAGGAGGUGGCGGCGGCGGCAGCGGCAGUGCUGCGGGGAACCCCUACGGCACGCCGCUUGCUCUGUAUCGGUACGCCUGCCGCAUCAACCACUCCUGCCGGCCCACCGCCGCGCACCACUUCCGCGCCGGUGGUCAGGUACUGGUGCGCACCCUGUGCGACCUCAGCAGCGAAGGCGCUGCUGGCAGCAGCAGCUGCGUCACCGCCGCCACCACCACCGCCACCACCACCACCACCGCCCUGGGUAGCGGGAGCGCGGCGGACGGGCCCCAGGCCGCGGACACGUUGGGCGCAUGCAGCGCUGAGGUGACGCUGGCGUAUGUGGACACCAGCCUGCAGCGGCCGCGGCGGCAGCAGCAGCUGGUUGGCAAGUACGGCUUCGUGUGCCGCUGCGCCCGCUGCAGCCAGCCAGCCAGAGGCGCUGGAGCUGGAGCUGGAGCUGGAGCUGGAGCUGGAGCUGGAGCCGGGGCCGGGGCCGGGGCUGCAGUCGCAGGCGCCAAUGGUGACAGGGACGUGGCGGCAGACGUGCUGCUCGGCGGCCUGGAUGCAGACACCAGCACCCGGCCGGGAUCGGGGGAGGCAGCGGCGGUGCAGGUGGACGAGGGCGCAGCUGCGCCCUCUUCUGCGCGGGAAGAGGGCGCAGCUGCGCGGGAAGAGGGUGCCGACGCCAACAGCGCCGGGUCCCGGGCCGUGGCGGAACGCCGGCUGUGGCGGCUGGUGCGUCAGGGCCCGACGUGCGGGACGCCUGUGGCGGCGGCGGCGGCGGCGGACCAGUAUAGGCGCCUGGCAUCAGAGCUUGACGCGGCCGUGUACGGCGGCGCUGCGGCUGCUGCUGCGGCGGCGGUGGUUGUGCCAGCGGAAGAGUCGCCAUCGUCAGUUGCGGUCCCGAAGUCGCCAUUACCACUGCUGCCGCCGCAGCACGCCGCCUGCCUGGAUGCGUAUGUGCUGCUGGCAAGCUCGGCGCGCCGCGCCGCGCGGCUGGCCCGGCAGGACGCGGCUGUAGCACCAGGUGCAGGUGCGGAUGCUACAGCCGCGGGUGGGGGCGGUAGCGGCACGACUGCAGCGGGCGCGGCUGUAGCAGGUGGCCAGGAGGAUGCCCUGGCUGCGGUGCGGUGGUGGGCUCGCGCCACCUGUGCAUCGCUGGCUGGGGCGGCGGCGGCGGAGCGACUGCUGUCGACAGACAUGGCGCUGCUGCAACACGCCGCAGCCGCCUGGAGCCACGCCGCCAGCACCGCCGGCCAGCUGCUGUCGGCGGUGUUCACCACCGCUGCCGCCGCCCCCGCCAGAAACGCUGCAGCCGGGGGCUCGGGGGCCGCCGCCAUGCAAGGCGAGGAGGCUGGCGCGGUGGGUGCAGUGACGCAGGCGGUGCAGGAUGCGGUGGCGAGGGAGCGGCGGCGGCUGGAGCAGCAGCUGAGGGUCGAGCCCGCGGCGGACCGUGGCGAUGGCGACAAAGGCGGUGACCAAGGCGAGUGUGGUCGGCGGCGCCCGCGGGACAGCGAGGAGGGCGAGGACGGCGGGGCUGAUACCAAGCGCCGGCGGCGGCAGGCGGAGGAAGGGGCGUGCAGGCGCUCUGAGCGGGAGCGUGGGCGGCACCGGUCGCCGGAGCGGACCACGGACCGGCGGCGUGAGGACAGCAGGGAGCGAGGCGUGAAGGAUCGUCCAAAUGCACUCGAGCGGGAGCGAGAGCAGGAGAGGGAGCGUGGGCACGAGCGCAGCCGGGAGCGCAGGAGAGACAGCGGUUGUGAAUGGGAUCGCUCUCGGGAGCGGGACUGGGAGCGGGAGCGGCAACGGGAGCGGGAGCGAGGGCGUCUGCGGGAGGAUGUGCUGCGACGGAAGCGUGCCCCGUCGCCGCCGGCUGACGCAGCUGCGGCUGGUAGGGACACGCCCGGAAGCCCCGCCGCUGCUGCCCUGCUACCCCGCACCUACAACUACAGCGCGCCGGUAUGCCUGGCAGCGGCAUGCGAUUCGCUAUUCCGUGCCUGUAGCCGUCUGGCAGCUACGGAUGGCAGCAGCGGCGGCGGCGGCGGUGGCAGCUGCGCCGCCGCCAGUGCUGCCAUGGCUGACUGGCUGCAUCUCUACCCGUCGUCCGAGCUGGCGGCUGCAGCGGCGGCGGCCGCAGGCGCGUGUGCGGAGGCGGGCGCGGACGUGGCUGUAGCAGAAGCCGGGGCGCUUGCUGCUACUGCCGGCGUGGCGGCGGCGGCGCUGGCGCACUGCCUGGCUCGGGUGCACCUGCUGCUGCGGCUGCUGCUGGGAGAGGCGCACGGCGCCUGCGAGGCCGCGGCUUUCCUGCCGUACUUCUGCGAGGGGCUGCCGUACGAGGUGGCGGCGGGUCUGACGGAGCUGUCGCAGCGGCUGCUGGCGCGCCGCCACGUGCCGCACGUGCCGCUGGGGCUGGGGCUGGGGCGCGGCGGGUAGCAUGGGCACUUUGGCAGUGUGGGCUGCCCGGGUGAUUGCGGACUUGUGGUUGCCUGGUUGGUGUUGAUGUGUCGCGGUCGCGUGCCUAUUGGAGUGGUGGGCUGUCCAAUUAGACCGUACUGCCCAUGUGUGCGUAUUUAUGGUCCGUGUUUUUGGACAGGGCCCCACUACUUUCCGAUUUGAGGGCGGCAGCACAGAGCCCUUUGUGAGGCCGAGACCCCUAAAACCAGGGCCAAAGUGUACACCGUGAGCACUAAUACAGAAUACUUAUUGACAGCAUGGUAUACUGGCCAUGGUGGCGGCACAACACAUGCAUAAGCACAAGCGCGUCUCGAGACGCUGUUGUGAGGUUGCAUCUCACCCCGAUGCAAUGGACGGAGGCGUGAGAGGCACCCAGGGCAAUUACACGAGGUGACAGGACACAUGCUGCUCUGCAGCCAACGUGACAGGACGCGCGCAGCACGCGAGGGCACGCACAGUCCACACGUGCCCCAUGACCUCCUCCUGCCUCCUGUGCCCCAACUAUUUGUCCAUUGCUUACGUACGCAACAUACAUAUUACCAUUUUACCAGUGCUUUUUGCUGUGGGGUCCACCUGCACCGGACCUUGGGGUGAAACACCACUCGGUUCACCCCCGUGUCAUUCACCAUGCACCAUGCUUCCACCCGACUACCCUGGCUUGCCGCCACUGCGCUGGAUCCCUGACGCACACACGACUGCAGCGCAUGACUACCUCACACUAGAAGUCCUUUGAUGCCCCUUGCAGUGACGGCCGAGACAUGCGCACGCACAUGGACAUGUCUGGGCCAGAGCACGCAGAGCUAGUGGCAGGGCCUGCUCAUAUGCUAAUUUUAUGUCACAAAUAACAGAUAGAAGGCUGAAAAGCGGCGCGCAAGGUGGAGUAAGGAUGGGCUCGGCACCGUCAGCCCGAUUGGCGUCGCCCGAGCUCGUCGCGCCUAGCUUGUAAGCAUUAUAGCAUGCUAUUUAUCCUAAUUGGUCACAGGAACCACCAGUAGAGGCACAGGAAGCGUGUAGAGUGGGAACCAAAAUUACUAGGC
Messenger RNA from Chlamydomonas reinhardtii, 5007 nucleotides. RefSeq lists its product as uncharacterized. The transcript has 8 exons. Gene Ontology annotation, cellular component: nucleus. Bases 29 to 3949 code for a protein of 1306 amino acids. The record is from RefSeq and is a predicted model, not a curated record. NCBI's taxonomy places the organism in Eukaryota, Viridiplantae, Chlorophyta, Chlorophyceae, Chlamydomonadales, Chlamydomonadaceae.